This is a messenger RNA of Poeciliopsis prolifica (blackstripe livebearer), 1789 nucleotides long. RefSeq names its product RAD9-HUS1-RAD1 interacting nuclear orphan 1 (gene rhno1). The record is from RefSeq and is a predicted model, not a curated record. Gene Ontology annotation, cellular component: nucleus; chromosome. Gene Ontology annotation, biological process: DNA damage checkpoint signaling; recombinational repair; cellular response to ionizing radiation. Bases 322 to 1203 code for a protein of 293 amino acids. NCBI's taxonomy places the organism in Eukaryota, Metazoa, Chordata, Actinopteri, Cyprinodontiformes, Poeciliidae. The transcript has 2 exons.
UUCUAAUCGAGGAAGAAAAAGAAGAAAACCGGGAAAUACAACAAUGCCAAACAAGACAACAAGAAAACGGAGCAGGACAGACAAAUUGUAUAACUGAGGUUUAUUUACACAUGUUAAUUAUGAAGACGAUGUCUUGCGCAAAGAACAACGUGACAGAAGGAAGAAUAUAGAAGUAGGCGCUUGAAAUGAAAACAUUUGAAUGUAUUGAAACUGUAAUUGACACUCUAAAACGUUAACGUUUGAUAUUUCCGUGUGGACUUUUAUUCUAGCUUACCUUCUGUGACAUAUCUUCCUCUAGAUUUUCAGGAAUGAUUUAUAUUAAUGCCCCGCAAAGCCAUAAAGGCGGAUACGCCUGCCCUGCAAUUUAUCGAACGGCCUGUAGGUGGAAGCAAACUUCAACAUGCGCCUGAAGUCCGAGCUGCAGUCAACCCCAAGGACUUUUUUCCGGAGUCACUGACGCAUAACAGCUCAGAUCUUAAUUCGUGGGUAAACCCACAGUUUGACUGCUCAUCUGCAGCUGCAGCUCCAAAGAGACGAGGGAAGAGAAAUGGGCAGAAAACCUCAAGUUUACCUGACCGAUGUAGUCAAUUGUCCAGAAAAAACAACACAUUCAAAUACCCCUCCUUGUCAUUUCACAUUCCGUUAAAGGACCAGUCUCAGAAACAGUCAAGGACAACAACCACAACAAAAGGUGCAGCAUCUAAAGUCAAAAAUCAACCUCGUGCAACCGUUUGCCACAGCAAACCGACUGCAAAUUCAGCUUACUCAGACACUCCAAAAAAGCUGUUUGCCACAGCUGGAAAAAGGAAUGCUGAAACACUUCCUGAUGGCACUGCCUCCCACAGUAGAAGUGUGAAUAAGCUUGGAGUUCAAUCUGAAGAAGUGACACGUAGAUGCAGAAUUCCAACACCUACCUCCACUAAGUUGAUAACCACUGAAGUCAGCAGUGUUUGCCCACCACCUGAUGUGGACACUCCAGAAAGGAUGUGGGAAGAGGUCGACCAUUCCUCUUCUUCCCCCAGAUUUUUACUGUUUGCUCAGCCAUGUACAUCACUAUGCAGAGGCCCACCUGAAACCUUGGUGGCUGACACACCAGAGAGGGACUAUGGGGUGAAGGUGACAUGGAGGAGGAGAAAGGGGCUGAUGCUGAUGUUAAAAGAAAGGGGCUUCCUUUCUGACUCAGAUGUACUAAUUCAUUGCUAAUUUUUUUUGUCAUUUCUUUUUAUCCAUUCUGAUUUAUUGUUUAGAUUACUGUUGUAUAUUACUGUAAUAAAUGAAGACAAAGCAUAUUUUACCAACUGCAAAAUACAAAUUACACAGCACUGAUUCAGACUAUUAUCUACAUAUAACUAUGUUUACUUUAAAAUUUUACUGUCACAUAUACCAAUAUUUUGCCCAUUCCAAAUAUAACUCGUAAUACAUAAUUUCUUAAAGAACAUUUUUCUUCUGUGACUGUCAUAAAUCUUAUUCAGCUGUUGCAAAACAGAAUAUGAAAGACACAGCAUUAUUUUCAAGUUUUAGUCAAUGUAUAAUUAUUAAAUGAAUUAUAAUUUAAAUUAUAUAAAAUAUUGUAUUGAAGGCAUUGUUGAUUUGAAAUGCAUUGUAACUGCUAUUAAAUGUGCAACCUUGUAUGAAGCUACACUAUUAAAAACGGUAUGAAAUAUACUUUUUUGAUAAAAAAUAAAAUUCUACUCAUUGUUUUCAAAAGUACAGAUAAAAUUGUUACUUAAUUUUGAAUGAUUCCAAAUUAUUCAUAUUACUGUCGUGUGGUUCUUGUAAUCUAAUGAGU